Oncorhynchus kisutch (coho salmon) is the source of this 867-nucleotide messenger RNA. RefSeq names its product C-C motif chemokine 20. Gene Ontology annotation, cellular component: extracellular region. NCBI's taxonomy places the organism in Eukaryota, Metazoa, Chordata, Actinopteri, Salmoniformes, Salmonidae. The record is from RefSeq and is a predicted model, not a curated record. Gene Ontology annotation, biological process: immune response. Gene Ontology annotation, molecular function: chemokine activity. The coding region runs from base 108 to 410 and encodes 100 amino acids. The transcript is spliced from 4 exons.
GAGCUCCAAAUCCCAGUCAGAAAACACUCUCUCUCAACUCUAUUGAAAAACACUUUCUCUCUCGCCCCCUUUCUCAGCAUCUCCUUGGGACCCAUCUGAAGAUUAGGAUGAUAAACUAUAGAGUCUGUGUCCUGGCUGCUCUGUUCUCUCUCCUCAUCAUCACCCUCAUUCCCACCACACAAUCAGCGGACUGCUGUCUGAAGUUCACUCAGCAUCCGGUGCACUGCCGAUGGCUGAAAGGCUACACCUUCCAAGACAUUACUUCCUCAUGUGACCUCAACGCUGUCAUCUUCCAGAAUCGAAGGAACAAGUUUGUGUGUGCCGACCCCUCUCAAGACUGGACCAAGAGGGUACAACGCUGUCUGCGCAAGCGUCAGGAGAAGAAAUCCCAACUGAAGAAAAGGGUCUGAACUCAUGUUGCCAUGGAGAGGGCUUUCAUUACAGAACACCAUGUAAUACAUUAUUGAUAUAAUGUUAUAUUUUACUGAGACAAACAGCAAUAUAUUUCAAUAUACAGAGAGAUUCAUGAAGGUUAAGAUGUUUAAAUAAUUUAAUAUAAGUGAAUCUUUUGUAUCAUCUCAGUUUGUGUAUAAUAACUGUAUUUAUCAUCAUUGUUGUUCUGUUUUAUAAACAGCAGGUGUAGUAUUUCUGAUACGCAUGUAGAAACAUUAAAACAUAGUUUUCACACAGAGUACCACAAAAUAUUUUUGUGUUGAUGUUUCAUAUCCUCUCUCCAAUUGAAGCCAGGGAAAACCUUUUUAACUUUGUAUUUCCAAAGUGUCCAAAUCUCUAUAUGAGUUUUACUGAAGUGUACUUACUUUAAGCUCAAAGCUAUGAAAUAGAUAAUAAAAUGGGUAUUUGAAAUAC